GGUUAAGAGCUGCAGAGGAGGGACAAUGUAACUUUCAAUUUCGAUUUAAUUCAGGAAAACAUGGAGUCCGUCUGAUGUGUGACCAAAGUCAUCGGGGACAGUUUUAGGUCUUUAAAGACGGGUUUAGACAACGAGAAAACUUCAUAAAACCGGGACAGCUCGGGUCGACCGAACCUUUCGGUUUCCGUCCCUGGCAGACGGCACAUACACGGCCAUUGUUACCGGAGUCUCAGCAGAGCAUCAGCAUGUUGGAAGAAACGGGGCCCGAGUGGAUGUCUGAGGAGGUGAAAACCGGAACGACCAUCAUCGCCAUAGAGUUUGAUGGAGGGGUCGUGCUGGGGUCUGAUUCUCGAGUGUCUGCAGGGGAGGCAGUGGUGAACAGGGUGAUGAACAAGCUGUCUCCCCUCCAUGACAAGAUCUACUGUGCUCUGUCGGGCUCUGCAGCAGACGCUCAGACCAUCGCUGAGAUGGUCAACUACCAGCUCGAUGUCCACAGUCUUGAGAUAGAUGAAGAUCCCCUGGUUCGCUCAGCUGCCACUCUGGUGAGGAAUAUCUCGUACAAGUACAAGGAGGAGCUGUCGGCGCAUCUCAUCGUGGCCGGCUGGGACCGAAAAAAUAAAGGACAGGUGUUUGCAACCCUGAAUGGUCUCCUGACAAGGCAACCUUUUGCAGUCGGAGGCUCUGGCAGCUCAUAUGUUUAUGGGUUUGUUGAUGCUGAAUAUCGUAAGGGCAUGAACAAGGAGGAGUGCCAGCAGUUUGUUGUCAACACUCUCUCGUUGGCAAUGAGCCGUGAUGGAUCCAGUGGCGGCGUGGCCUAUAUUGUCUCCAUUGAUGAACACGGCACGGAGGAGAAAGUCAUUCUAGGGAAUGACUUACCAACCUUCUUUGAUCAGUGAUACACAUGUAGUUCUUUUUUAUUUUGCUAAGCCACUGUUGUGCAGGUUAAAAUUAUGGAUUUGUUUUGCUCCAAAUAGUCAUUAUUGCACACGCUUUUUAGUUUCAGCUGUCAGUUAAUAUAGCUUACAACCUAAAAAUGAAUAAUACUUUGACUAAUAAUUCUAUUUACGAACAUGCAUUGUUGUAAGAUUCCUAAAACUAUUUCAAGUGUAAUAUUAGAUAGCCUUGGUGUGUUUAUACUGUAAUUUAAACGCUGCUCACACCCUCAGAUCAUCAGAUAAAGCUGAUUAAGUUUGUGGCUCAUCAUAAGAGACGUUGAAAUAUAGCAAAGAAAAUGUUAUUUGACCAGACGGAUGACAAAAAACAUUUAGUGAGCUCUGUCCCUUCACCCAGUUCAGGACAGCUUUACAGAGGUAGACAUGGACAUUGUCCCUGUGUCUAGAAAAUGGUCUCUACCCUUCAGGUUACUUUACUCUCUUAAACUUGUUGCAAGACUCAUUUUUCUGUCCAUCCGGUUCCAGUUUGUGUCUUUAUGGUCCUGAGUGGCACAGCAAAUGAAAGUAAAUGCACCUUCCUUUGACAAAACCUGCAGAACCCCUGACAUCCCUUUAUCCUCAGUAGUCCCACAGAAACACUCCUACACUUUCUCUGACAGCAGUACCAGUUGUCUGUCAGGUAUUCAGCCUGACAACGUAUCAGCAAAAGUCGAAUUUGUUACACAACCAGAAGAUUGUCACCCUUUUUUCUGAACAUGACAAGAAUGUUUUUAGAUUAAGAUGCUUAUGGAUGGUUUGUCACCUGACUUGCCUACAGCAUUUACCUGAACAUAAUUGAAACCAUGAUUAAAUUGAC
This is a messenger RNA of Etheostoma cragini (Arkansas darter), 1749 nucleotides long. RefSeq names its product proteasome 20S subunit beta 9a (gene psmb9a). Gene Ontology annotation, cellular component: proteasome core complex. Gene Ontology annotation, molecular function: threonine-type endopeptidase activity. The record is from RefSeq and is a predicted model, not a curated record. Bases 246 to 896 code for a protein of 216 amino acids. Lineage: Eukaryota; Metazoa; Chordata; Actinopteri; Perciformes; Percidae. The transcript is spliced from 6 exons.